Messenger RNA from Cutaneotrichosporon cavernicola, 1551 nucleotides. RefSeq lists its product as uncharacterized. Gene Ontology annotation, molecular function: oxidoreductase activity. The coding region runs from base 1 to 1551 and encodes 516 amino acids. Lineage: Eukaryota; Fungi; Basidiomycota; Tremellomycetes; Trichosporonales; Trichosporonaceae. The transcript is spliced from 2 exons. The record is from RefSeq and is a predicted model, not a curated record.
AUGGGCUCCGUUAGCAACCUCCCGACCUUAAAUCCCGUCUCAAAGCUCCCGCCUUCCUCGCCAUGGACGCCUUCCACACUCCGAUCCCGCUUCGUUUCCGCCCUCUCGGACAUGUACCGCACCGAGGUUCCUCUCUACGGUAACCUCGUCGCGAUUGUCGGCGAGGUCGAUGCUAAGGUUCUCGCUGCUCGCGGAGAAGAACCCUCUUCUCUGCCCGUCCGAAACUCGGUUGAACGUCACGGCGCCAUUCGACUCGGUACGGCAUGUGAAAUGCGCCUCAUCUUGCGGCUAUUUGCGUUGCUGGGAAUGCACCCCGUGGGGUACUACGACCUUUCUGUCGUCGGGUUUCCCUUGCAUGGUACAGCUUUCCGGCCAGUGAGCGAGGAUGAGCUCCGCAAGAAUCCCUUCCGCGUGUUCACCACCGUCCUUCGUCCAGGCCUAAUCGCCUCCACGACAGUUCGAAAGCUCGCAGAGAACAUUCUCGCCGAGCGUCAACUAUUCUCGCCCGCUCUCUGUUCCUUGCUAGACAAAGCCGACAACCCCGAGGGUGUACUCUCCCUCACCGCUUCCGACGCCGACACUCUCAUUGCUGAAUCGCUCAAAAUCUUCAAAUGGCACUCUCGCUCAACUGUGCCCUUGCGGACCUACCGCAGGCUCAUGAGAGAGCAUCCGAUGGUGGCGGAUGUUGUCUGCUUUCCCAGCGCACAUAUCAACCAUCUCACGCCACGCACUCUUGACAUCGACGCUGUGCAGGCCGAGAUGGUCAAUCAGGGACUACCGGCCAAGGAAAGCAUCGAGGGGCCACCCGCAGGGCGCAAGUGCGAGAUACUGCUCAGGCAAACAAGCUUCAAGGCCUUGGAAGAAAAGGUUGCGUUCGUUGGCGGCGACGACGCUGGAGAGUACAGCAGUGGGACCGAGUCGAACGGGGGUACGACUCGGAAGACGGUAGACGGGACCCAUACCGCGAGGUUCGGGGAAGUGGAGCAGCGGGGAGCGGCUGUGACCAGGAAGGGAAGGGAGCUGUACGAUCAGUUGCUUGCAGAGGCGACUGCGCAGCUGGAGAGAUGGAAGCAGGAAGGGAAGAAGAAGGAGCUCAACGAGGCACUGGCUACGACGUUCAGGGCCUAUCCCGACGACUGGGACCAGCUGAGGACGCAAGGGCUUGUGUACUUCCGGUACAAAGUUGCCAAGGAGUCGGCCUCCAAGUCCGGCGCUGUUCAGGAGGGGCUCGCUGCUGGGCAGCUCGUCGAUAUGGAAGCCCUCCUACGCGCCGGUGCCGUCGUUUGCGAACCAAUCACGUACGAAGACUUCCUUCCACUUUCUGCCGCUGGCAUUUUCACAUCGAAUCUCAGCCUUGGUGGGCCUAACGAGGCGACCGAGAGGAAGUUGGAGAAGAUGGAGGAGCAGAGCAACGCUAGCCGUGCCGAACUGGAGCAGUUGCUCGGAUGUGUCAUCCCGAGUGAGAUUGACCUGUACGAUGAGUUGCAAGCCGCCAGUGUGAAAGCGUGUGAGGAGGCACUGGGUUUGAGCAAGAUCGUGCUGGCUGCUUGA